Molecule: messenger RNA, 1300 nt
Organism: Fomitopsis serialis
Lineage: Eukaryota; Fungi; Basidiomycota; Agaricomycetes; Polyporales; Fomitopsidaceae
Exons: 3
Coding region: 43-882 (279 amino acids)
Source: RefSeq, a predicted model, not a curated record
CCCGAUGUGCAAGCCUUUACGAUCCAGGGAUUGCACCGCUUCAUGCGCCCUGAGUUCUUUCGAGCGCUGCCGCAUUUCACAUCCCUCAAAUCGCUGCACUUGUCUUUCUGCAAGCUGAACAGCCUCUGUCAGCUGGGGCGGAUAAUAUGUGCCUUCCCACAGCUCAAACACCUCAGUCUCGAAGGUUGGAUCAUAGCUGAUCAGGGUUCAUCCAACCACACCGGAGUCAUCCAUCUUCAGUCGUGGACCAAUAUACGGCUUCAGCUUCUUCAGAUUACACUGGAUACGAGCCACGAGGCGGAAGAAUACAAGACUAUCAUCGAGUGGAUCGUGCGCUCAGGGAUCUGCAACUCCCUUGAACAUUUGAUGGUCUGGGCGGCAGGCUCACGGCGCCUGCCACUCACCCUGCUCCUCGAGGCGGCUGGACCAUCGUUGAUUCACUACUUUGAGGACAAAUUCCCAUCCAGAUGCCACGGCACUCUCAUACCAAGCACCGCCUUGCGGUUUCUCGACUUCAGCUUGCACGGCGGUGUCAUCCAGGGCACCGGCAAGUCGGUCGACAGCUGGUUGAGAUCUAGACUCGCGCGCGAACUGCGCAGUGUCUUCUCGACUGUCCGGAGCCACCAGCUCGAGCAAGUCAGCAUCAAGACUGAGCUCCCGUUUUAUGGGAGUGCACACAUGGGCCCUCAGCCCCAGGACGUAGCCGGGGACCCCGAUCUGCGGGAUCUACACGGGACCAUGGGUCAACCAUACUUUGAUAUGCUGAAGGGCGUCAAGGUGUCGGUUCGUGUCUUGUACGCUUGGCACGAGGGGAGGAAGCUGGAAGUGGACGAGUUUGACGGCAAGGUGUCAGUGCCCUUGCCUCCUCGCACGUGCUUAUAGCUGUGCUCGUAGCUCACUCAGUCGUCUGGCAGCUGGACAGACGAGAGAAGCAGUAUCGACGAGGUAUUGUCAACGCCAGCAUCCGCGAAGCGAGCAUCGAGGGCGGCAUAUAUUUCGCUCAUCCGGGGUUAUAUCGUUCGUUCGAGCAUACUAAGCACUUACUUUCAAGACGCGCGCAGAUAACAGCAGACACUGAUUUGGUGGCGCUGGAAUGGGUGGGUGCACCACAUCUAUCGCCCUGUUCGCGAAGUUCGUAUGUACAUAGAGACGCGUUCGUGUAUCAACAAUUUCAGACAGGUAUGCCAUCAGCACUGCAUCGCGAGGUUCUUGCACGCAAGAAAUCCAUGAAACCUGGUGCUUUGUAGGAACUUACGAUACAGUACGCCGGUAGACCGCAAUGGAAUCUUGUGUCUUGGUC